Messenger RNA from Ananas comosus (pineapple), 1990 nucleotides. RefSeq lists its product as uncharacterized. The record is from RefSeq and is a predicted model, not a curated record. Bases 71 to 1876 code for a protein of 601 amino acids. The transcript has 6 exons. Lineage: Eukaryota; Viridiplantae; Streptophyta; Magnoliopsida; Poales; Bromeliaceae.
CGUUUUCUUCUCCGUAGCCUCUCUCUCUCUCUCUCUCUCUCUCCCUUUAGCAAAGCUCUCCUACACGGCGAUGGCGGAGGAGGGGAAGAAGCGGAAGGGCUUCAUCAACGAAGACGACGCCUCGCUCCUCAUCCAGAGGUACAAUUCAACAACGAUUCUUACACUUCUCCAAGAAGUUUUUCGGUGUGCGGAUGGCAAAAUGGAUUGGAAUACACUUGUCAAACAAACUUCAACUGGAAUUACUAGUGCCCGCGAAUACCAGAUGCUAUGGAGACAUAUUGCUUACAAAGAUGCCUUGUUGGAGAAACUAGAAGAUGGAGCUGAGCCUUUGGAUGACGAUAGUGAUCUGGACUUUGAGUUAGAAGCGGUUCCUUCUCGCAUUCAUCCUGUCAGCGCCGAAGACACAUUAGAAGUGGCAUCCUGUGUCAAAGCUCUGACCCCUUCGUAUUCUCCACCUGAACUGGGUGUUACUUAUCGAACAACUGUAGAAUCUCCUUUGACCUCGAGCAUUCCAAAUGAUCAGAUUACUCGUGUGGCAUCUAACAAGCAACAGCUGGCUCGUAAUAUUCGUGGAACUAAAAAUGCUGCCACACUUUCCAAUCAGAAACCUUUGCAACCAGCAGGAUCUGUUGGUGAAGCAUUGGAUGGAAGUGGGCCACCAAAAAAAAAGAGGAGGAGAGCAUGGACUGAAGAGGAGGAUAUGGGUUUAAUAGCAGCUGUGCAGAAAUGUGGUGAAGGGAAUUGGUCAGACAUUCUAAAAGGGGAAUUCAAACAUGAUCGAGAUCCUCAAGAAUUGUCUCAGAGAUGGGCUGUAAUCCGAAGGAAGCGGCUGGCAUUGCUAAACCAAACAAGCGGGGGCAAAGUAACUAGCUCUGCUAGCCCAGAGGAGAGGAAGGCAGCACAAAAGGCAUUUUCUAUGGCUCUUGGUUUUCCUAUGACACGAGUAUCAACUCCUACGUUAUCAGGUGCUGUUCAAUCGAUCACCAAAUCCAGCUCUUUGUCCACAUCAUCUACAUUAUCUGAAGCGAUGCCCGCCUCUGCCGCCCAGUCACUUAAUCAAGUACAACCAACUCCCAACCUGAUAACAGCUUCUCAAAAAGUUCCCGACCCUUCAAACAAGACUCAAGCUCCCCUAAUUAAGCCGUUGGACCCCACAAAGGCUUUUAUAGGCCCAAACGCUUCAAUAAAAGCCGCAGCCGUUGCUGCAGGAGGCCGUAUAGCCACACCCUCAACUGCCGCCUCUCUAUUAAAAGCCGCACAAUCUAAAAAUGCAGUUCAUAUAAAAUCUCAUGGACAGGGCCUUCCUAAAUUUCCUUUUGCAAGUGCUAAACCAUCACCUGUGUCUAGAACUUUUGAACCACAAACUGUACAUGCUCGAACUCUUCGGCCUUCUCUUAAUUCUGAUCCUUCUGCAACUGCACUAAAAGGAGUAAGCCUGGGGAAGCAAUUACAACCUAUCCCUUUAAGUUCAGAGAGUAAUGCUUCGACAAGCUUGCAAGAAAACAAAGAGCACAAUAUGGAUAUUGUUCCAGCUAUUGGUGUGGAUGAGUUUGUAAAGGAUGCUGAAUUAAUCAUCUUGGAUAACAAAGGAUGCGCAGAGCAUCGUUCCUCAGGGAGUGGCAAAAAUGAUCAUGAAAGUAAGGAGAGCGCUGAUGGCGAGAUGAAUUACUCGGAAACUAGUAAUGAUCCAACAGUUGUUAGUCAAAAUCCAAAAACAAGUGAUGCUGGCGGUGCUCAAAAUAGAGAGGAAGAUAUCAAAGAACAGCUAAAUGAGGCCUCUGCUGUUAUUCAAGCCAUGCAUAAUGCGAGUGUUCAGGACCAAACAUUGGAAACAGUAUCGCAGGAUAAUGCUAUUAAAUCACCUGCAGAUGAUUAGGCUGGUACAGCGAGCUGAGAUAGAACUGAUUCAGGAGAACAUUCCCUCGAGGAAAUUACCUGUCAAUAUUUUCACCUGAUUAAUCUGAUGCUUGUGCAGUUUCUUUUUCCUUUA